AUGGCCUCUCCUAAAGUCGCGCUCGCCGCCAUGGCCGUCAUCGUCGCCGUGGCCGCCUUGCUCCCGGCGACGGCCUCCACGGCGUCGUACACGGUCGGCGACGACUCCGGGUGGGACGUCGGGGUCGACUACCGCGCCUGGGCCAGCGGCAGAAAGUUCAGAGUCGGCGACACCCUCGAGUUUUUGUACUCGUUGGGGGAGGCCGAGCACAACGUGGUGUUGGUGGACGCGCAGAGCUUCGCGGCGUGCACCGUGCCGAGCAACGCGCCGACGCUGACCACCGACGACGACAAGGUGUCGCUGACGCAGGCCGGGCAGUGGCUCUUCAUCUGUGGCAUCGAGGGCCACUGCCAGGACGGCAUGAAGCUCGCCGUCAACGUCCACUGAUCCACUGUCGAUCAACUGGAGGAGCAGCCACUGCAACCCUGACUCCCGGGAAUAAAGUCUUCAGAGUUACACCCUCUGUUCCUCAAUGUAAAGACUUUUUGACAGUUUAAAUUAAAAAUGUCAGAACGUCUUAUAGUAUUUAGGAACAGAGAUAGUAGACUACAUUGUAGUAGUAGCAUUACGCAAUUCCAGCCAGUGCUUGGGUCCCGGCUCAGUUUCCCUGUUGAAUUCAACUGCCUUAUG
Molecule: messenger RNA, 630 nt
Organism: Triticum dicoccoides
Lineage: Eukaryota; Viridiplantae; Streptophyta; Magnoliopsida; Poales; Poaceae
Product: basic blue protein-like
Exons: 3
Coding region: 1-387 (128 amino acids)
Cellular component (GO): plasma membrane
Molecular function (GO): electron transfer activity
Source: RefSeq, a predicted model, not a curated record